This is a messenger RNA of Talaromyces rugulosus, 2061 nucleotides long. RefSeq lists its product as uncharacterized. Gene Ontology annotation, cellular component: nucleus. The transcript is spliced from 2 exons. The record is from RefSeq and is a predicted model, not a curated record. Lineage: Eukaryota; Fungi; Ascomycota; Eurotiomycetes; Eurotiales; Trichocomaceae. Gene Ontology annotation, molecular function: nucleic acid binding. Bases 1 to 2061 code for a protein of 686 amino acids.
AUGGACAUGUCUGAGCGGCUUAGUCUGCUUUUCGCACACGACUUGUCUUUACUGCAGAAGGACACCGGAUUGCGAGUAUCAAACGCAGAGCCAACCUCUACAAAAGAAGACCAGACCGAUACAGAAGCCUCCGCAGAAGGUGUUUACACUGGCAGACAAACUCUGAACAUGGCAGCUCCUGGGUCAAACAGCAGUCCCAUGGCCGAUCAGAAGAGGCCCAAAGACAAGGAGGAGGGUGGUGAUGGCAUUUCCUCUCCAACCCAAUACUCUAUGUUCGACACAGGGAUCCAGCCAUCUCCUACUCUGAUUGCACACUCAUUUUGCCCCGCAUUGGCUAUUGCUAAGUUGCCCUACAAAUACAUGCGUGGCGAGAAGUCACAGGCCAUCGGAAGAUGUUUCUUCGACCAAGGACUGUUUUGGCAGAGAAAGUGGGAUCUGUAUUACAUUUUCCCUCCACCUGACGUAUCUCCACGUGCUAUUUUGCUCUUGCCGGCGGCGCAAGUCCAGCAGCUUCUCAACGAGCUGAACCAGGCCUUCAAAACCAAUCUGAGUUUACCGAUAGACACCGAUCUUGGCUUAUUACUUCCCUUUGUGGAAGAUGGCACCCCCAGACCACACCAUCUUGGUCAAUCAUGCAGCCGUGAGGCCAAGGAUGAACUCGUGGCCAAAAUUCCCGAGUCUCUCAGCGAGGAAUCUGACCUCAACGGAACCGUGUGUGGUACCUCAGAGGACCAGAGUGAAUCUGCCAAGGCCUUUCGAGCAAAAAUGGAAGCGGGAUUUGAUGCAUCAAAGAACAAGUCCAAAGCAACAAGGGAGAGAAAGCGGGCCGAGAAGAUCGACAGGCAUCGGGAAUGGACCCAAUCGCUAAAGAGAGGUCAGUGUUACAUGGGCUUGCAUCCUCGUCGUGUAUCCCAGGCUGAAAAUGCAAACAUACAUGAAGUUACAAACCAGACAGAAGCCCCAGUUACUAUGUCGACACUUCAAUUGAAACAGCCUGCGCCGUUUUCCUUUGCGUAUGAGCCGAUUUUUGUGUGCAUUGACAUAGAAUCCAACGAGCGCCGCCACAGAGAGAUCACAGAGAUAGGAAUCUCCACUCUGGAUACUCUAGAUCUUGUCAACGUCCCACCUGGAAAAGGUGGCGAGAACUGGAUCCGAUGGAUUCGUUCUCGUCAUAUUCGAAUCAGGGAAAGCGCUCAUGUUGUCAAUCACACUUAUGUUUCUGGAUGCCCCAACCGCUUCGACUUUGGCGAGAGUGAAUUCAUUUCUUUUAGAGAUGCGUCCAAAACAGUUGAAGGCUGCUUUAACCCCCCUUACUCUGCACAAAUUCCUGUCAAGUUUGUUGAGCAAGCACCCAAUGGGGAAAAGGCAAAAGUGACUAUUGAGACGGCGAUCAAGGAAUACAAACUUCGCCCUCGCAACAUUGUCCUCGUCGGACAUGGGGUUCAGGGUGACAUUGACUACUUGCGCAUUCUGGGCUGCAAUAUCUUUGCCGAUGCUUGUCAUCCGAAAAAAUCGUUUCAGCGGCUUUCCAAGGACAACUUUCAGAACCCUCCGCCACGGCUGAUUGAUUGCCUUGAUACUGCAAACAUGUUUCAGGUCCUCAAGCGCGACACGCACCACCGCGCACUUGAUACCCUUCUCAAUUCUCUCGGAAUCAUUGGAUGGAAUCUCCACAACGCCGGCAACGAUGCACGCUACACGCUUGAGGCUAUGGUACGUAUCAUCCUCAAUUCACGCUUGGCCCUGGGCGGCACUCCUCAAAUUCCACAGGGGGACUUUUUGGACUGGGGAAUGGCUUCGGCCGUGGAAACCGAGCAAGAAAAGAUGGCCGACGACACUAGCGAAACUACGACUCCGUACAAGGCCGCUUGGGAGGCUGAAGUUGAGCGCCGUGUCGCCGAAACAGUGGCCGACAGCGAGAUGCGAGUUCGUGACGAGUGCAAGAUCUGGGAGAUUGUGACGGGUUGGGACAGUGAGCAUCCGCCUACUGCGGACGAUUUUGACGGUGGCGAUCCCAAGGGAGUUGUCUUGCAGAGGCAGAGGCAGAAACAGUUUAAAUGA